Mytilus trossulus (common blue mussel) is the source of this 6439-nucleotide messenger RNA. Its product is annotated as partitioning defective 6 homolog beta-like. Lineage: Eukaryota; Metazoa; Mollusca; Bivalvia; Mytilida; Mytilidae. The record is from RefSeq and is a predicted model, not a curated record. Gene Ontology annotation, biological process: centrosome cycle. Gene Ontology annotation, molecular function: protein binding. Bases 124 to 1083 code for a protein of 319 amino acids. The transcript has 3 exons.
UGAGAUUAUACUACACAAUGUGUGACGUCAGAGGUUGAUGUUCAUUCAUAAACAACAUAACACCAACGGUGUGGAAAUAGAAAAUAAAAAGUAUUAAAAAGCCCUUUGGGCUGUAUUUUCAUCAUGUCACGUUCAUCGAAGACUUCUUUGCAUCACGGAUACAGUUUGUUAGAAGUCAAAUCUAAGCUUGAUGCAGAAUUCAGAAGAUUUUCAGUGGACAAGUCAAAACAACGCAAAUUUGAAGAUUUAUAUACAAAAGUUGAAAAGCUGCACCGCUUGAAGAAUGACCCCUUUGUAAUUACAUAUUCGGACAAAGAUGGUGAUCUGCUUCCUAUUAAUAAUGAUGACAAUUAUAACCUUGCACUUCAAACAGCCAAACACCUUCUACGUAUUAUGGUGCAACGUAAAGAAGAAUGUGCAUUUGAAGUAAAUGGAUAUGGCACGUUACAAAAGAAGAAAAGUGCAAUAAGCAAAAUGCUGAGUAGUGAAACACCGCCAAAGCCUCGUAUCAAAAUAAGUAUGCCAGAAGAUUUUAGACGUGUAUCAGCCAUAAUAGAUGUGGACAUUGUACCGGAAACACAUCGUCGUGUCAAACUGAUGAAAAAUGGUUCUGAUAAACCAUUAGGAUUUUAUAUUCGUGAUGGAACAAGUGUUCGAGUAACUCCACAAGGUUUAGAGAAAGUGCCAGCUAUUUUUAUUUCACGUUUAGUCCCAGGAGGUUUAGCUGAGAGCACUGGACUGUUAGCAGUUAAUGAUGAAGUCUUAGAAGUAAACGGCAUAGAUGUAGCCGGAAAAACUUUGGACCAAGUUACGGACAUGAUGGUUGCAAAUAGUUCUAACCUAAUAAUAACUGUGAAACCGGUCAAUCAGAGACUGACUCUUGCCCCAAAUCAACGUGGUGGUGUUGGGCGACAUUCCCAAAUGUCCAACAUAUCCCAGAGUUCCGCACAUUCUUCCCAGAAAUCUUAUGAUAGUGACAUUAUUAAUGAACAUGAAGAAGAUGAUGAUGAGGUUCAAGAUCUGUUGCCAAAGAGUGACGAUAAGUCAGAGAAGGAUAAGGAUAGUGCUGUAGUAACGUUAUAGUGUUGUUGUUGCAUCCAUUUUGAUGCUUUGUCAUGAAAAAAGUGCAUUUACUGUAUAUUUGUUAUUCUAAUAUUUCACUUUGAAUGUUUUCUCUAACAAUUUGUUUAUGUAGACUUUUAUGAAUGUACAAAUUGUACUUGUACAUCAUUGUACACUAAUUACACCUAUAUGCUAUCACUUGAUUAAUUUUGUUCAGUCAUUUCAUAUGCUGUAAAAAGAAGAUAGUAAUUUAAUAAAAAACUUAAUAUUUAUUUUAAUAACUUAGGUGAAAAUAAACUGCUUGUGGUAUCAAUCUCAUGUAAUUGUAUCACCUCGGUUUCCUCCGAAAAAAGAUUCAAUAGUAAAUUUUUUGUCCAUUUACAUUUGUAAUAAACAUGAUAAAAUGAAAACAGGCAAAUGAUUUAAUUUAUAAUAUUUUAAUUACUAUUACAGUGGAUUCAUUAUUCUUCGCUGGAUACCAAUUUUCAUGGGUUUUAUGGGUACUGGCCUGGUUAACCACAAAUUCAAAUGUUCAACCAAUAACAUAUUUUUGAUAGGCAUAUUGAUUGUAUACAGAGAUUGGAAAAACCAUGAGUUUAAAUAUCAAUGAAUAUGCAAGUUUUCUGCAAUCUACGAAAAAGAUACACACAAAAAUUAAUUAAUCCACUGUAAAAAUGACACUCAGCUUGAUGCUUCCAUAGUUUUUUUUUAAUUACCUCCCUUUACAGAAUUAUCUGCAAUUUGUGAUAAUUUUCAUCUGCUAAUUAUCAUGUGUGCAACAAACAUUAUAAAUUCUGAAACUCUUUUACUGAAAUGAUUGGUUUGAGAAAGAAUAAUGUUUGUUAGUAGAAUUUUUAAAUUACAAAAACUGUAAGAGUGUCUGUGUUAAUGUGUAAACCUUAUUAAAUUUGUGUUUCAAAAUUUAUAGAGGUCUUUUAGAAAUCAAGUGUGACUGCAUUUCAUAAAGUGAACUUUUUAUGUAAGAUUUUAAUUGCCCAAUGAGUAAGGCCGGAUAUGAUAGUUUUAGAUUGAAUAUGUAUUCACAUCUGCUGUUGAAAAUGAAUGUUUAUGUCAUGUAUGUGUUACCAAUGAAAGUGCAAUGAUUAUUACUGAUUGGAUCAUGUACAAGUACAUUGAGAUUGAUGUGUAUGCAAUAAAAGGGACUUCCAGAGUUAUAGACUCUUAUAGUUGAAUAAAAUUUUGUGACAAUUCGUAAGUUGUAAUAAUAACAUUGUAGAAUGUUUAGGUUCAUUUUUUUGUAAUCCUUUAUUCAUGAUUACAGUGUAUACAUGCAGGGCUGUUUAUUCUCACUUCCACAUUGAAGUGAUAGUAAAUUUCUUUAAAAAUAAGAUCGCAUCAACUUUGACUCCCCUGGUAAGGUUUAAAGAUUUUUUGGCGCUUAAAACAUGAUAGUAAGGACAGUAUUUUUAGGUGUGAGAAAACCUAUUUGCAAGAAUAUUUUCAUGGGAUGUAUUUUGAAGAAAAACAAUAUGAAGCCCUGUGCAAGAUAUACUUAAAGGUUCAUUCUGCUGUGUACAAGAUGUAUUUGAAUGUGUAUGUCGUCAUGUUCAUAUUUGUCAAGUAAUAUUUGAAUGGACCUUUUUCAACCUGUACAAUGUAUACUUUAAAUUGUUUAAAUAUAAUUAUAGAAUUAGAACUAUAGCUCAGACAACUUUAUCACAGAAUGUACAUUUUAAACAAUAAAACAGGUGAACAGUGUGUGAAGAUUUAUAUAUUUUUUUAUAUUUCUUGUAUUCCAUAGUUUUCAAGAGGUUGGAUAAGUAUUUUAACUGCUGAAAGGUUGUGAAUUUUUACUAUACAAUGUAUAUGGACCAUUUUGUUAUUAUUAUUUUUUUUAAGAAAAGCACUUGCCUUAAUGGUUGAUUUUUAAUGAAAAAAACAAUGAGUUGUGAAUAUUUUAUAUAUUUUUUUUGUCAUUUUUGCUUUUUCUCAUCUUUGUGGUGAUUUUUCUUCAAGAUGAACAUGUUUAUUUAUAUACACAAAGUUACAAUUCUUGUUUAAAUUUUUGUUUGUUGUGUUGUGCCAUGCAAUGUCCGUUUCACUUCAACAAUUUAUGCAAAUAGCCAUGCACUUAAAUUAACUUUUGAAAUUUGACGGUAAGAUGAUAGCGAACUCUCUGAAUUAUGAACUGGACAAAUAAACAUGUAUACAUGUACAUGGCCACAUUUUUUGAAUCAAAAAGAUAUGUUACAGAAGGAUAUAAUUUGAAGUAGGGGUUAUUUCCCUUAUUUGUCAUUUUGGUGGGGUGGGUGGGUGGUUUCCUUAUUUAACUGACCACAUUAAAACAUGGUACAAAAAAGUCUGAUGAAAGAUCCCAACAAUAGGGAAGUUAUGAAAUUACAAUUAUACAAAAACCACUUUUGCUCAAGUCCAGAGAUUAGAAUAGCUAUUUAAAUUUGGCUGAUUUAUGAAGGAAUAUGUGUAUGUAGUCCUCCAACAUGGCAACAAAGGUGAAUUAACUCUAGCUUAAAUUGUGUCAAAUGAAACCUAUUAAUUGAUACAUUGCUCUGUUUGUAUCAGAAACUUUUGUGUUUCUUUUUUUUUCUACAUUAAUACGGAUUUUGGUGCAUGAAAAGAAAAAUAUGUUUGGGCUUGGAAUGAUUUACUGUAAAAGUUGCCAUAAUUCAGUUUAGCUUGAGAUUUUGUGUGUGUGUUUUUCUAUUACUCCUAUUUACCUCUUCACAUAAAUCCAUGAAUAAAAUUUUUCUCAGAGUAGUCUACCUUAAUUUAUGUUGCAUAUACAUGUAACUAGGGCAGAAAAGAUGAACUCCUCUGAAAUUUUAAGGACCAAUUGAAACAACUAACGUACUCCAAGGAAGAGCGUCAAUACAAUAUAAAGGAUAUUAAACAAAUAUUUUAAAUCACCUUGUGUUUACAAUUUGAAUUUCAUUCAUGUUUAGCCCUUUAGUGAACCCUAUCAUUAAAGUUGUAUUUGAAAUUUAUUCCAGGUUUAACUGAUUUUGUUUUUUAUUUUGUGUACAAUACAUUGUUUAUGCGUGGAAACAAAUGUAAUUUAUAUAUUCAACAUAUUCUUAUGCAUGCAUGUUUUACCAUUUUAAGUCUUUUUAUACAUGUACUUGUAUUUAAAUCAUUUUAUAUGAACAACUAGCCAUAUAUGUUAUUAUUUAUUGUCUAAAAUUAAUCUGCUCUAAAAAGUGUCCCUAUUUUAAGUGGACAGCUAACGAUAUUCUAAUCAACAGCAUUCUUUUGUAUCACUUUGUCAUUUUAAGAUAUUUGUACACAAAUCUAAAACCUUGUGAAUUCAUAAUUUGUUAUUUGUGAAAAUGAAAAUAUCCUCAAUUUCUCUAAAAUUGAUUUAUCAAUUCAUUUGAUAUAAAAAAAAACUAAAGCCUUCAGUAAAGAUCAAAAUUCUUUACAUUAUACAAAUUGCAUACAUUAUUCUCACAUUUAAUUUAAUACAUUUUAUAUUGAUUUUCUUUCAAUGUUUUACACUAGGGUUUUUUUCUUGAAUAAGUUUAUGAAUAAAUAUAGGCAUGUAUAUGGUUUAUUAUACUGUGUUAUUGGAAAAGUAAGAAAACCUAAAGGAAAAAAAUAGUUAAUGGUCCAAAUAGAAGGAAAUUUCUUAUGCUAAAAAAAUGUACGCUCAAAUUACCUCAUUUAAAUCUGGCAUUUGUUUGAUAAAUAUCCUUAAUGACUUUAACGCCUUCUGUGAGGUCCAAACUGUAUAUAUAGAUCAACUUAUUCUACAUCACUGAUUUCAUUUAUUUUGAUCUUUUUGGAAAGUCAUAAUGUUUAUUGAAAAAACAGCAAUACAAAAAGAAGUUUUUCUAGUCAUUGUAAAAUUUAGUUUAGUUUUUUUUCUCCUUUAAGCCAGUAGACAGCUAGAUUUAGAAAAGCUUUGUUAGAAAAUAUUUCUUUUCGUUUGAAUAAACUUGCAUACAAUAUUAUUGAUGCUUUUUAGGUGCUGUAUAUUCUUUAAAAUUUAUCGGUAAGUUUUUAUCAUAAUUUCUUACAUUCCAUAAUAUUUUGCAAAAUCUUCCAGUUAAAACAUUCUUUCUCCCUGAAAACAAGUGAUAUCUUAUCGACUUAUACAUGUUGUACUCUUUGAGCAUGUUGUACUCUUUGAGCAUGUUGAGGUUAUUGAAAAAAAAAAUUAUCAGUUAAAAUACAUGAAGAGUAAGAGAAAAAAAUAAAUGUUUUGCUUUUUUCUCUGUAUCAAUAUAUUGUGGUUUCCUGAAGCAGGUUUAAACACAAGUUUCAAUAUUUACUUAUGUUUCUAUUUUCUCUGCAAUAUCUGUUGUAUAUUUUCAACAACAGAAAAAUGUCUGAUAACUUUUUUUUAACAAAAUGAAACAUAAAAUCUCUAUUACCUAGUUGAAAUAAACAAUAUUUUGUGUAAGGUAAUAUAUAUAUAUAUUUUAAAAGCACAAAUCUACAGCAAUAGAUGUUAUAAUAUUACCAUAUGAAUUUUAUAAAUACAAAAGUAUAAUAUAUAUAUAUAUAUGAAAAAAAUUAUAAAUGUAGAAUUGUUGUCUGUUGAUAAGCCUAAAAGUACCUUUUUCCAUAAAAAAAGGUAUUUUUUUUAUUAUGCUAUUUUUUCUUCCCCUUGAAUUUAGGGGGGACUGCAAUUUUGUCAUGAUACUUGUAGAAAAGUGAAAGUACAACUAUAUGGUAAACAUUUGAGACAAAAAAGGGUAAUAGGCCUAGGAAACCCUUGGCCUUAUAAACAAGAAUAUAUUUAACAUAAUCUGAUCAUAUUUCUUUACCACAAGUGUUUAGAAUAUAAUAAGAAAUACAACAAUAAAUUAUGAUCUUCUAAUAUGAUUCGACUGUUACAUAAAAGUAUUUCAUUUAAGAGUCCCAGGAGUUUUCACUUAUAACCAUCCACCAAAACUAAUGACAAUUGCUCAACAGAGAGUAAUUUUACAAUUGUAAAAUGUAUGAAUGUAUCUAAAAUUGUAAUUGUUUUCUUGGUAGACCCAGUUAAAAAUAUCAAACAUAUCAAAACAAUAAAGUAAAAAAAGGUUUGAUAAUAUGCUAUUCGACAUAAUAAGUUUCUGCAUGAAUUUAAUAACUUUUCAUUCAAAUGCUCUAAACAUUAAUAAUUGACAGAGAAACAAUUCAUACAAAAUGCAAUUAUAGUUAGAAUUGUAAAUCAAUAUUGUUUAACUUUUUAUUCAUUCCUGCCAAUUUAUAAAGUUCUGUUAACUAAUGUUUCACUGAUUCACUGUAUUAAGCAUUUUAAUGUAUUUGACUGAAUUUGUUUUACAUGUAAGCAGCCAGCCUGUUGGUUUUAAUCCAUUGUUUUACUAUAUACUGUUGUUACUUGGAUCAGAAUUUGUAAAGUAUAUUUUAAUAAUAAUAUUCUUGUAAUAUUAAACCAUAAAUCAUGAAA